Molecule: messenger RNA, 689 nt
Organism: Macrosteles quadrilineatus (aster leafhopper)
Lineage: Eukaryota; Metazoa; Arthropoda; Insecta; Hemiptera; Cicadellidae
Product: peptidoglycan-recognition protein SA-like
Exons: 4
Coding region: 90-563 (157 amino acids)
Biological process (GO): peptidoglycan catabolic process
Molecular function (GO): N-acetylmuramoyl-L-alanine amidase activity; zinc ion binding
Source: RefSeq, a predicted model, not a curated record
UUUUCUGAAUUAAGUUACUCGCUUGUACAUCUUCAUAACUCCGGUGUUACAUUGGCAAUGUAAUUCUUACCUGCAGACACCACUCCACAAUGGGUCGUAUUGAUCUAGACGACGAACUUUUCUUGCCCGUGGUGGACCGACUGUGGUGGGGAGAUUUGGAACGGAAGAAAGAGGAAAUGGUCAAAGUCACAGGUCCCUUCCCGAAGAUAAAACUGUUCUGUGACGACAUCGGACGAGGUGAUCAAAUCGACCUGAUUGACGUCAUGGAGAAAUGGGAGGCCCGUUUGAUGACCCAGGAAAAUCAACCUGACAUCCCUUACAAUUUCUUAGUGGGCAAUGAUGGUAUAGUGUAUGAAGGACGAAGUUGGGAGUACUACCCGCCAGAAAUAAACGAGUUUUGGAUCUGCUACCUCGGCAACUUCACAGAUGAUGAUCCUGAUUGGGACAGAAUAUACGCUGUUCAUAACCUGAUUCUCUACGGAAUAAAGGAAAAUUACAUCGAAAAACAUUUUUCAUUAGAAACAUACACAAAAAACAAAAUCGAAAGCCCACAACCAUCGUAGGACCAAUUGUAUGUUUUUUUAUCUUUUUAAAUAAAUAUUUGUAUCGACUUUUGUUGAAUAUGAGUUAUUUACUUAAUUCCCAUGCCAUUUUCUAUGUAACUUCGUAAUAAAGGUUUCUGUCACUAA